AUGAAGCCCGUGUAUGCCUUGACACUAUGUCUGGGCCUUUUCGAAGGCACUGACGCUAUCGCCCUUCCUGGCUUUGUCUCUCCAAAAAUUGGUUAUUCUACGCAAGUUACCCAAGAUGAGCCAAAGGCCGAUGCAGCCCCGGCCGCCAACUCAGGACCCAAGAAUUCAAUGCCUUUUGGAGCUUGGACGCCCAAGGUCGGACUAACGAAUUUACCUUCUGUUCGCAGGAGUGUUAAGACUGGAGAGACGUAUGGUUCUGAUGAUGUUGACGACGACGAUGUCGAGGAGGAGUCUGACGAUGAGCCCGAGGAAUCUGAUGCUCCUGAGGAUACUGAUUCCCCAGACUUCGAUGGUACUGAAGUGGCAUAUAUGGAGCCGAUGAUGGCUCCCACAUACGUCCGAACUGGCCCUCUCCCUAUCGACAUGCCAGAAUCCGCCCCGAAGACCAAAUCAUCCAAGAAAGUGGCCACCAACACAAAAUCAAGCAAGUCCAAGUCAGGAUCAAAGCCAAAGGAUGACACCGUCAAGACAGCCAAGCAUGGCAGUGAUGACGACUCUGAGUCAAGCUCUGGCUCAAGUGGAAAGAAGAAGCAGAAGGGAAAAACCAAGGACAAGAGUACCAGUUCUUCCAGUACUUCUGCUAGCACCACCUCCACGAGUGUUUCUGCAAAGCCAACCUCUGGCCGACACUCUGGUGACGAUGAUGGGGUCAAGUCGCGAACCAAGCCUGAGGACUCUUCUUCCACUUCAAGCCCUAAGCCCAAAGCACCCGAUGAUUCAUUCAAGGGCAAAGGUAAAGGCAAAGGCAAGCACACUGGCGAUGACGAUUCCACCAAGUCCACCUCCAAGAAGGGCUCAAAGGACGACACUGUCAAAGCCGAUGACUCAAAGUCCAAGUCCUCAAACACUGCCUCCAAGAAGUCGAGCAGCGCACCCCGUCACCCACGAGCCGUCACAACCCACCAGUCCGGCUCACCCUUCGACCCAAACAGCGCCAAGGGCGGCGGCAAGACCGGUCCCGGCUACUACAAGCCCUUCGAACCCCCCAAGCUAAACAAAGGCUACAUCCAAGCCGUUCCACCCAAGGCUAACGAGCGAAGCAACAAAUCCAGCUCCAAAGUUAAGCCCAAGCCCCAUUUGAGAACCAAGGUCGGUGAUUCCCUCUUCACCCCCUUCUCCCCCCUCCACAAAAGAGAACAGUUACUGAGUCUGAGAGCAGCUGCGCCGUUCGCAAGCGUGGCAAUAGACCGUGCCAAAUGGAGUGUGAAGUGCGAUAGCGUGCACGAGGGGGAUGGGUGCAAGAAUGCGAUUGAUGGGAAGGCGGAUACUAUGUGGCAUACGCAGUGGGAGGGGAGUGAGCCUGCGCCGCCUCAUAUGAUCACCUUGGAUAUGAAAAAGAUUUAUAAUGUGAAUGGAAUUUCUAUGCUUCCGAGACAAGACAGUUCGCAGAAUGGAUAUAUUGCCCAACAUCAGGUGUUCUUGAGCAAGGAUAAGAAGAAUUGGGGCUCGCCUGUUGCUUAUGGAACGUGGUAUGCGGAUUGGACGACCAAGUAUGCCAACUUUGAUACCCAGCCUGCUCGGUAUGUCAGGCUUGUUGCUAUCACUGAAGCCAACGGGAACCCGUGGACGAGUAUUGCUGAGCUCAAUGUCUUCCAAGCGAAUGACUAUGUGCCCCCUCAGCCGUCUACUUUGGGGGCUUGGGGACCGACCAUCAACUUUCCAGUCAUCCCAGUAGCCGGCACUGUCGAUCCUAGCACUAGUCAAGUUCUGAUCUGGUCAUCAUGGGCUCGUGAUACCAUGGAUGGAGGUCCAGGAGGUCUGACUCUGACCUCAACGUGGGAUCCAGCUACUGAUCUGGUGUCUGAGAGGGAGGUCACUGAGACAAAUCACGACAUGUUCUGCCCUGGCAUUUCACUCGAUGGCAACGGCCAACUUUUAGUGACAGGCGGCAACAACGCUGAACGCACAAGCGUUUUUGAUCCUGUCAAACAAGCUUGGAUCUCUGGUCCGGAUAUGCAAGUCGCUAGGGGAUACCAGUCUUCCGCGACAACCUCCACCGGCAAAGUUUUCACCAUCGGCGGAUCUUGGAGUGGCGGCCAGUCUUUCAAGAAUGGCGAAGUAUAUGAUCCCAAGAAGAAGACUUGGACCCUGCUCAACAAAGCCGACGUGCAAAAGAUGCUCACUGAUGAUGUCCAGGGCUUGUUCCGAUCCGAUAACCACGCUUGGUUGUUCGGUUGGAAGAAGGGGACAGUAUUCCAGGCCGGGCCUAGUACUGCGAUGAACUGGUACUAUACCGAUGGGAAAGAAGGAAAUGUCAAAAGUGCUGGACAGCGAGGGUCGGAUCGUGGCGUGGCUCCUGAUGCGAUGUGUGGUAAUGCUGUCAUGUUCGAUGCCGUCAGGGGGAAGAUUCUUACCAAUGGUGGAACUCCCGAUUAUCAAGACUCAGAUGCCACGACUGAUUCGCACAUCAUCACCAUUGGAAGUCCAGGUACCAAGUCCACCGUCUCAUACGCCAGUGAAGGUCUCUUCCACGCCCGCGUAUUCCACAGCUCAGUCGUUCUUCCCAACGGAAACGUCUUCAUCACAGGGGGUCAGCAGUAUGCCAUCCCCUUUGCUGAUACGACGCCCGUGCUGGAACCGGAGAUGUACCUCCCCGAUGAAGAUCGCUUCGUUCUUAUGAAGCCGAACAACAUCGUGAGGACAUAUCAUAGCAUUGCUCUUCUCCUUCCCGAUGGACGAGUCUUCAACGGCGGCGGAGGUCUCUGCGGUGGUUGCGACACGAACCACUUCGACGCACAACUAUACAGUCCUCCAUAUUUGUACGACUCUAAGGGCAAGCUAGCCACAAGGGCAAAGAUCAUCUCGGUGUCUGCCUCGACAGUAAAGGUCGGUGGAACAAUUACUGUCCAGACAAACGGCGCUAUUGCACAAGCUUCUCUCGUCCGAUACGGAACGGCGACGCAUACUGUCAACAGCGAUCAGCGUCGUGUUCCUUUGACGUUGGCAAAUGCUGGGAAGAAUACUUACUCAUUCCAAGUGCCGUCUGAUCCGGGCGUUGCGCUGCCCGGGUACUGGAUGUUGUUUGUCAUGGAUAAGAAUGGUGUACCAAGUAUUGCUUCGACAGUCAAGGUGACGGGUUGA
Molecule: messenger RNA, 3141 nt
Organism: Fusarium coffeatum
Lineage: Eukaryota; Fungi; Ascomycota; Sordariomycetes; Hypocreales; Nectriaceae
Exons: 1
Coding region: 1-3141 (1046 amino acids)
Molecular function (GO): protein binding
Source: RefSeq, a predicted model, not a curated record